Leptidea sinapis is the source of this 1887-nucleotide messenger RNA. It is a transcript of the gene DNApol-alpha73, whose product is annotated as DNA polymerase alpha subunit B. Gene Ontology annotation, cellular component: alpha DNA polymerase:primase complex. Lineage: Eukaryota; Metazoa; Arthropoda; Insecta; Lepidoptera; Pieridae. Gene Ontology annotation, molecular function: DNA binding. The record is from RefSeq and is a predicted model, not a curated record. The transcript has 12 exons. Gene Ontology annotation, biological process: DNA replication initiation; DNA replication. The coding region runs from base 124 to 1866 and encodes 580 amino acids.
GCUCCGCGUUUCCUUCAAAAAUUAACUUCAAAUUUCAAUCCGACAAAUCACUUUGCAGGCUUGAGGCUAGGUCUUUCAUGUUUCAAUUUUCAUAGUUGUAUUGUACUUGUAAGUUGAUAGAAAAUGGCUACCGAAGAUUUGGUGACUGAGCAGUUUCAGUUUUUAGGUAUUGAAGUACAAAACGAAGUCUUGAGAAAAUGUGUAACUUUAUGUGAUACAUACAACGUUGAUCCUGAAACUUUGGUUGAACAAUGGAUGGCGUUCAGCUUGACGCAUCUGAAUGGCGCACCACCAAGUAUCGAAUACUUAGAAAAGUUAGAAAAAAGGGAAUUUUCCAAAGUGAUAUCAAGUAAGACACACAGUGAUGAAACAUAUUCAAGUACCGGCGCGAGUUUAGCAGUUUACCGCGCACCUGAUUCGGCGCAACCAGAUAAUGAUGUCCUCUCAAACUAUAUGACCACGCCAAAGAGGGUUACGGUUGAAAUAGAGCAUACAACCAUUCAAGAUAACUUCCACCCAGAAACAUACUCACCAAAUGUGGAUCCUUCAACAAAGUAUGCAUCACGAAGUAAUCAGGGUUCCGUGGUCCACUCAUACGGCUCAGAUGAUCUACUACAAAUAUUUGGUAAACCUAAUGAAGUAAAUUUAAUGGAACCAAACAUUGUACAAGUACCAAACGAUGAUGGCGAACUGUUCACUAAAGCUAUGUUUGGAUUUGAAUUGCUUCAUGAGAAAGCAAGUAUCUAUGAGAGCCACAUUCGGUUCGUGUCACAGUGUAUAAUGAAGAAGAAUAGUAUUGCGGAGACACGUUCUGUACGGGAAAAGACACAGAAUGAGGUGUACGUAAGUGGACGGAUCGAGUGUGACGCUGAAGCCAGACUCAAUGCAAAGUGUGUUGUGCUGCAGGGCACCUGGGAGGAAUCACUGAGUCAGUGUGUUCCGCUCGAUCUGGACAGUUUAAAACAGUAUACCCUAUUUCCUGGCCAAGUGGUGGUAGUGCGUGGGGUAAACCCCAGAGGUGACAGGUUUAUAGCUCACCAGGUGUACUGUGAUGGAAGCAGACCUAUACCUGAUCCAAAGGAUGAUAUGAUGAAUACUCUAGAGGGGACUUUAUCAAUGGUGAUAGCGGCUGGCCCCUACACCACAUCCAACAACCUCUCGUACGAACCUCUGAAGGACUUCAUCUCGUACAUCAACACCCACAAGCCUCAUGCUGUGCUCAUGACAGGCCCGUUCUUGGAUUGUGAACAUGUAAAAGUUAAGGAGCAUACAAUGGCGAGCACAUUUAAAACUUUCUUCGAAAAAUUGAUCGACCGGUUGGGAGACAUGUGUAAUACAAGUCCACACACUAAAGUGUACAUUGUGUCGAGUUCAAGGGAUGCAUUUCACAAUAAUAUCUACCCAACAUGUCCGUACUCAGUGCGCAAGAAACAUCCGAACAUCAAAUUUGUUCCGGACCCAAGCACCUUGAACAUAAACGGUUGUUACAUAACAACUACCAGUACGGAUGUACUGAUGCGUCUCAGCCAGGAGGAGAUAGCUUUCGGUAUGGGCGGCGACAAACUGUCCCGGUUGUCGGGUCACCUGCUGUCGCAACAGUCGCUGCACCCGCUGUGCGGUGCGGGUGCGGGCGCGACCUCGCUAGCGGUGGACGCGACUCUGUGGAGCUCACACGGCAUGCUUCCCGCCACGCCGCACGUGCUCGUGCUGCCCUCCAACUUCAGAUACUUUGUGAAGCAAGUGAAUGGGUGUGUCGUCGUAAAUCCGGAACGUUUGACCAAGGGCGUCAGUGGAGGGACAUUUGCUCGGCUUCUUGUAUCCUGUGGCGACAAACUGGAUAUUGCUGCACAAAUUGUUCGAAUUUGAAUAAAACUGAAUUGAAUCUGG